Molecule: messenger RNA, 1674 nt
Organism: Diversispora eburnea
Lineage: Eukaryota; Fungi; Glomeromycota; Glomeromycetes; Diversisporales; Diversisporaceae
Source: the annotation of a GenBank genome assembly
AUGCCACCUAAAAAAAUUAAGGAAACUGCUACAUGCGGAAAUCCGUUAUUUUUAAAAUGGUUAGGAGAAUGGAUGGAAUCCGAAAGAGCAACUAACAAUAAAAUUUAUUACACAUAUAAAAAGGCGUAUGAAUCAAUGUCCAAAUAUCCUUUGCCAUUUUCGCAUCCAUCCGAAGCAGCUAUUUUAAAUGGAAUUGGUCCCGGAAUUUGUCAAAAGUUGGAGAUAAGGUUACAAAAACAUUGCGAAGAAAUAGGUCAACCAAUGCCUCAACGUCUUGAUGAAUCAAUAAAAUCAGAAAGAAAUGUAAGAAAAAGAAACCAACAAGAAAGUAAUGAUUACAAUGAAGAAAUUAUGUUAAACGGGGCAAAGCGCAAAAAUCAAAAAACUUCCACACCGAAAAUCUAUAUACCAAAAUUCAGAUCAGGUGCCUACGCGAUUUUGCUAGCACUUUACAAGUCGUCCGAAGUUAAUUCAAUAAGCUCUAUGAUAAAAACAGAUCUCAUUAAAGAAGCUCAACAAUAUUGUGAUUAUUCUUUUGAUAUGCCAAACGGAAAACAACAUUUUUAUACGGCAUGGAAUAGUAUGAAAACUUUACUUGAGAAGGAUUUGGUCUAUAAGAGUAGCUCUCCUAUACGUUUUUCUUUGACAGAAGCUGGAUUAACAGUUGCUCGACAGAUGGUACUAACUGCAAGUGUACAAGAAUGUUCGUCAUCUUUCAAAGAUAUCGACGAUCGAAAUGAACAUACAAUUAUUUCCGCUUCGAAUAUACAGAUGUCUACUUUUGAUCCUAUUAUUUGGACACCUGAUAUAUUUGAGGUAAUCUUAGUUCUAGAUACGCGCGAAGUAAAGUUAAAGAAGGAUCGUGAUUAUAUUCAAGAAACCUUACAACAGAGAGGCGUCAAGAUAUCCGUCAGGAAUUUGGAACUUGGCGACGUUAUUUGGGUUGCACGGAAAAAUGGUUCUUUCAUACACCAUGAAGAUAUUGUAUUGGAUUAUAUUGUGGAAAGAAAAAGAAUGGAUGACUUAAUUGGAAGCAUUAAAGAUGGUCGAUUUAGAGAACAAAGGUUUCGUUUAUCAAAAUCGGGUGCAGGACAAAUUAUUUAUUUAAUAGAAGAUUAUAAUCUUGAAAAAGCAGUUGAAUUUGGAAUGGAUGCCGUCAAAACUGCCAUGUCAUCAAUUCAAAUGUUAAAUGGAUAUUUCCUAAAACGAACCGCAAACAUUGAUCAAAGCAUUGAUUAUUUGGUUAGAAUGACUAAAAUGUUGAAAAAUAUUUAUGAGAAUAAGACUUUGUACGCAAUUCCCGAUAAUGCUAUAUAUCGUAACACAUUCCUGGAAAUGAAACAAAAUUUAACUUUGAUGUAUCCAGAUCGGAAUUAUCAUGUGACAUAUUCAUCAUAUUGUGAUCUCAACAGCAAAAGUAGAAAUUUGACAUUAAAAGACACCUUUAUUAAGAUGAUAAUGACUAUCAAAGGGAUCAGUGCAGACAAAGCUGCUGAAAUAAUUAAAAAAUAUCCAACACCACUUAAAUUGGUUCAAGAAUUUAAUUCUAUAUCUAACGAGGAUGAUAAAAAGAAAAUGAUUAUGGCCGCAUGUGAAAGCGCCAUCCGUCGAAAACGGAUUGGUCCUACUCUGAGUGAAAAAAUGUACCAAAUUUGGUGUGCUGACAAUUAUUAA